AUGACCAGCUCUGUCUUUAAAGGAGAGGACAAGACAUCUCCCACAUGGUUCCAUCCUAGAGCUACAAGACCCCGAGACGUCAUUAACAGAACAAGUUUCUCUGCCCAGAUUGAGACGAGGGGUAAUGUUCCCCUACUCGGAUGUUAUUUCAUCAACCAUUGCUAUAACAUGAUGUGGUUAGUUGAAACUUAAAAUACAUAUCCAGGUGUUGUGAGAUCAGGCGUCAGCAACUUCUGAGCAGAGGAACGCGCCUUACAUCAACUCAAAAUAGAGGGAGGAGAUUCUCUGCAUAGCGUUAACCUGAAUCAUCUCAAGAUGGCUGCUAUCGUGAGACUCCACAGACUAACGAAGGAUCAACUGUCUCUCGCUGCUCAGAAGAACAAUAACAAACCAGGCAGAAAACCAACGAAGAAGAAAAACUCCACCACCACCAGAGGAAGGAACCAAUCCACAGGAAAAGGAAACAACUCUGCUGACAGUGAAAGUGUUUCUAGCCAGGUAUCAUCGACCCCUAAGUGGUGGGGUCGUCCCAAGGGAAGCAAAAACAAACCCAAGAUAAGUCUACAACUCUCCAGUGCCAUCUUGAGGCCUGACGAGGUAAAACAAGAGGUGAAACAAGAGAUGGACGAGCUGCCUAUCGGGACAAGAAGUGAUGAACACUGGUUGAACUCUGUGAAGACAGAGAGCUACGACCCAGAGAUGGGUAACACCAGGGGACCUACAGAGAGCGACCCCAGGACAGAUGCACAUCACCUGGGUAUCAAGACGGAGGAUGCCCCCCUGUACCACCAGGAUGGAGGGAGGCGGCUGCGGUCGGCUACCGUUCAGAUGUUCAAUCUGGCUGCGUUGAGUUCUGAGCCAGAAUGGUGGCCUCGCAACCAGAAGGUCCGCCGGUUCCCUUGUCCAGACUGUGGCCAGAAGUUCUUCUCCAAAACCACGCUGGAGUUACACUCCCGGAUCCACACCCAGUACCAGCCGUACUCCUGUGAGGUGUGCCAUAAAACCUUCUCCCGGAAAGGCGGUCUGGUCGAGCACCGACCAAUCCACGAGGCGGAACGCCCUUCGCCUGCCUCCAAUGCGGCAGAACCUUCACAUUCAAAUCCAACCUGA
Oncorhynchus gorbuscha (pink salmon) is the source of this 1110-nucleotide messenger RNA. Its product is annotated as replication initiator 1-like. Gene Ontology annotation, cellular component: nucleus. Lineage: Eukaryota; Metazoa; Chordata; Actinopteri; Salmoniformes; Salmonidae. The coding region runs from base 316 to 1110 and encodes 264 amino acids. The transcript has 2 exons. The record is from RefSeq and is a predicted model, not a curated record.